AUGCUCGAGACAUUCACGACAUUGGCCCCUCAAGCCAGGCUCACCCAGCAAUACGAGGGUACGCUUGGGGUGAUUCUUUUCAACGGCUCGGCCAGUUCCCUCGUCAGACUGCUCGCCGUCCCUGUGAGGCCAGCGCCAAUCUGGACUCCACCAGUCGAUGGCCUUGGCCACGCACAGCUUGACCAGCCGCCUCCCCUUCUUGACCUCCCAAGCGAACUCCAUUGGAGAAUAUUCCAGCAUGUUGGAACCAUUCAAGAUGUCCUCGGCCUCGGGUUGGCUUAUCCGUCCUUGCGCGGCAUGGCUCAAAGGCAACUCCAGGACCAUUUUCGCCUGCUGUUCGGACGAUGGGCUAAUCAUAAGAUUGUGUGCGUGGGGGAAUAUGUUGAGGCACAUGAUUACCCCCCUGGAUUAUUCUCAGACGAAGAGCUGCAAGACAUCAGCCAGUGGGAACAUCAAGCCUAUUCCGAAGACACGGAGGAGACUAUAUGGAUUACGCCGUCGACUCUCCAUGACUUUACGAGGAGCGGCGUCUCAGACAUCCAGAAAGAGCCAUGUAUGCGUGGUGAAAUUUUCCGUCUGAGAGAAUACCUCUCUUUGCGGCAGUGGUGCACAAGCGCCGGUAUGAUCAAUAUAGGCCUGCGUCCCCGGAGCGAUCGCGAAUUCUUUCCCACAAAUGAGCCGUGGAUUCUUCGAAACCUCACGCAAAAGCAACUUGUCCGUGCCGAAGCCAUUGCAUUGAAGCCAGAGUUUAUCCACGGCCCGGAUAUUAAUAUUCUGGGCUUUGGUGAAGUCUUACUAUCGCGCAUCUGCUGGUCAUCAUCGCCCGCCUUUGGCAUUGAGGAUCCCACGAAUAUCUGCAGAGGAGUGUGGGCAGGGCACCGCUUCGAUAUCACAACGCUCGCCAGACACCAGGAAGAGACUGCCGGUGAUAAUGACUGGGUUGAUGCGAGCGACGAGGUUGCACAGGAAAUUGCUACUAUAUGGCAAAGCAACCUCGGCGCCGACUGGCGUGAGUUUCUAUGUGAAUUUGGGUGAAGC
This is a messenger RNA of Trichoderma asperellum CBS 433.97, 1038 nucleotides long. RefSeq lists its product as uncharacterized. The record is from RefSeq and is a predicted model, not a curated record. NCBI's taxonomy places the organism in Eukaryota, Fungi, Ascomycota, Sordariomycetes, Hypocreales, Hypocreaceae.